Messenger RNA from Xyrauchen texanus (razorback sucker), 4046 nucleotides. RefSeq names its product selenoprotein L (gene selenol). The record is from RefSeq and is a predicted model, not a curated record. NCBI's taxonomy places the organism in Eukaryota, Metazoa, Chordata, Actinopteri, Cypriniformes, Catostomidae. The transcript has 9 exons.
AAAGGCAGGGCUCCGCGUCGCGGAAGUGGUUUCACAGCACACCGUGUAAGCUAAGCAUGGACACUGCAGUGAACCAAAACACACUCAUAGAAGCACUGAAAGAGCUAGCCACUUUUGGAAGAACGUCGUUGGAGUAUGUGGAGAAAGACGUCUCAAAGGGUGGUUCUUUGUAUGAAAUUGGUCAGAAAAUUCAUCCUUUAUUUGGUCUGAUGUCAGCUGGGGCAAAGUUCUUCAACAGCUUGGGUGUGAAGAACAAGAAGUUGGCAGAGAAUUUAUGGGAACAGUUUUUUCAGAACAGUGAGGUUCGAGAUAAUGUCGAAGGCUUACUGCAACUGGAAGUGGAGUGGGACAGCUUUUUGAAACGUUUGGAUGUUCAGAUGCAAAUGAGUGACACAGUUCUUUCACAAUAUCCUGCAGCCCAGAUGCUGAGCUCUGAUGCACUGCUUAUACAUGUUCAAACUAAAGAGAGUGUGUCUCUGGGUCAGUACUUGGGGAAGGGAGAGAAGCUUCUCCUUGUCCUGCUCCGACAUUUUGGAUGACAGCCAUGACGAGACCACCUGACUGAGCUGAAGGACAACAAGACUCUUCUGGAAGCUCAGUCAGUGCGGGUGCUGGUGGUUUCAUGUGGUUCUUUUGAAGGGGCAAAAUUCUGGCUUGGUCAGACAGGCUUUGAAUUUGACAUGUUAUUUGAUGCAGAGAGAGUGGUGUAUCAAGCGUUCGGACUGGGUUCAUCCUUUGCCAAAGUGAUGAAGUUUAAGUCACUGCUACACUUCUCUGAAUUUAUGGUGAUAAACCGACAGUUCCCUGAGGUGCCACAUCAGUUUAUCAACGAUCUAUUUCAGAUGGGUGGUGAUUUUUUGCUGGAUGAGGGUGGUAAAGUGAUAUUUUCCUACCAAAGUAAAAGUCCUGUGGACAGACCAUCAGCUACACAGAUCUUAGCUGCCGUCUCUGCUCAUGCUUCUUAACUUUUCUCACUGGAGAAAAGGUCUUAAAUGUUUGCUUUUUUUAGCAUGUUGAUACUAAACUUCUUAUCAUUCUGAUAUCUGAACCUCGAUUUGGCUUAGAGUUGCAACUGAACACAAGAGCUGUUCUAUUCUGCAGAGAAUACUGCCCAAAGUGAUUUGUCCGUAAAGGUGAAGUAUGUGAUUUUAUGUUGGGCAGUUAGGCGGUCCUUUGCCUUUGUUCGGGAUGCAUUAGUGUUUAUACUACAAAUGUUCUCUUCCUCCGAUUGAUCACAAAACAUUUUGGACUCUGUUUACACCAGUAUUUAUUGCUGUCCACUUGUGACCGGAUCACUUGAGAUGGAUGUUAAAGUAAUAGUUCACCCAAAAAUGAAAAUGAUCAUUUAAACACCCUCAUGCCAUCCCAGAUGUGUAUGACUUCCUUUCUUCUGCAGAACACAAAUUAAGAUUUUUAUAAGAAUAUUUCAGUUCUGUAGGUCCAUACAAUACAAGUCAAAUAAAAUCACAUAAAUACAGCAUUAAUGUAAUCCAUAUGACUCCAGUGGUUACAGCCAUGUCUUCAGAAGUGAUAUGAUAGGUGUGGGUAAGAAACAGAUCAGAAAUUGAAUGUGAAUCACAAAAAAACACAAGAAGAAUGUGAAGGUGAAAGUUUAAGUGGAAACUGACUGAUUAGGGAGGAGAAUUUAUAGUACAAAUUUACAUUAAUAUAUAAUAUAUUUGUUUCUCACCCAUAUCUAUCAAAUUGCUUCUGGAGACAUUGAUUUAACCACUGUCAUAUGGAUUACUUUUAUGCUGACUUAUGCUAAAAUGUUGGCACCCAUUCACUAGAAAUUCUUGUAAAAAUCUUUAUUUGUGUUCUGUUUAAGAAAGUAAGUCACACAUCUGGGAUGGAAUAAGGGUAAAUGUAAAUGAUGAGAAUUUUCAUUUGAGGGUGAAUUAUGCCUUUAAUACCAGGUGUUAAUGGUGCCAUUGUUUUGCUGUUUGGUGAUGCUAGUGGUACAGAAAUAACACACUUUACCUUUAGCUUUUAAAAUUAUCUGAAUCAUUAUAGCAACUUAAGGUAAAUAGCCUUGCUCAGUGGUACAGUUUUUAUGUAUAUUGACUGCAACAUCAGUACUUUAGGAUAGCAGUAUUUUGCUUAUCUGCACAGAGAUGUUAUUAAUUUGAAACUCACAUUAAAGGGAUAGUUCACCCAAAAAUGAAAAUUCUCUCAUCAUUUACUCACCCUCAUGCCAUCCUAGAUGUGUAUGACUUUCUGUCUUCUGCAGAACAUAAAUUAUGAUUUUUUUUUUAUUUUUAUGAAUAUUUCAGCUCUGUAGAUCCAUACAAUUCAAGUGAAUGGGUGCCAAAAUGUUGGCGCUCCAAAAAGCACAUAAAAGCAUCAUAAAAGUAAUCCAUACAACUGAAGUGCUUCAUUCCAUAUUUUCUGAAGUAAUUUGAUAGGUGUGGGUGAGAAACAGAUCAGUAUUUAAGUCCUUUUUUGCUUGAAAUUCUUCUCACUGCCCAGUAGUGUGUGGUAUACAUAAAGAAUGUGAAUCACCAAAAUCCCAAGAAGGAGAAUGUGAAAGUGAUCUGUUUCUCAUCCACACCUAUCAAAUCACUUCUGAGGAUAUUGAUUUAACCACUGGAAUCUUAUUGAUUACUUUUAUGCUGACUUGUGUGAUUUUUGUUCAAAAUUUUGGCACCCAUUCACUUGCAUUGUAUGGACCAAAAGAGCUGAGACAUUCUUCUAAAAAUAUUCAUUUGAGUACAGCAAAUGAAAAAAAGUAAUUCACAUCUGGGAUGGCAUAAGGGUGAGUAAAUGAUAAGAGAACUUAAAUUUUUGGGUGAACUAUUCCUUUAAAGGAAACACGAUAAGACAGUAAUUUCAGUGUAUUGGGGACAUUAUGACAUUAGUACAGACAGUGUUGUGCAUGAGUGAUUGAGAUACAUGUUUACACGUGUUUCUAGGUUGAUUCCAGAGACAGCUCUCCCAGAGGAUGUAUAGAUGAAGAUAAGACUCAAACUCAUACACUUAUGAAGAGUUUUCUCUGAUGGGGAUUUACAGCCUCUGGUCAUCACAGCUUCUCAUCUGAGUCAGCACAAACCUGCCUCACCUCUUUCACUCACAUGAAAUCAGAUGAUUAACUUAAUUAGUUUUAUAAUAGUUUUAUAUUACAUAGUUUUACAAUUCUGCAAUAAAAAUUAAAUCAACUUGUGAAGUUUAACUACUGUUUAAAAUCAGGAUAAUGUGAAGGAUAAAUGUUUACAAAUAGGGCAAUAAAAUAUGGAAUUAAUCUUUUAAAAAUAUGGGUUGGGAUUGUUUUGAUAAUUGACGUUCUUGUUCAAUAAAGGGCUGGUUUGCAGACUACGAGUUUCGCAACGAUUCGGCUGUCGGCUAUGUUAACACUGUCACACAAAAAAUACAGAAGGAUAGUGUUGCACAUGUGUAAACGCAAAAAGUAUAAUUUUUUUCACAUCUGAUCUGAGCCACUUCUAAAUGUGGUUUUAAAUCAGAUACAUAUCCAAUAUCUGGACAUCAGACCUACGACUAAACACGCAUAUUAGAUUACCCUAGGCUUUUCUUAACAGCAUGUCUUUAUGAAGCAGACGUGCCUGUAGGCGCUCGCACAAAAACUCACCUUCUCUUUUUGAGGUGUAAGUUUAGGACCCACUCCUUGUUGUCAAACUUGUGGAUUUGGUCCCACCACUACUGACUUCUAGCCAAGGGUGUACCAGCCAGGGGGGACGUCCCCCACACUCUAUAAAAAAGGUGAUUCGGUCCCCCACACUUUCCCAAGCUAAACCCAUACGAGCCAAAUGGUGGAUUUAUCUACAGUAUUCUUUGUAUUUUGUUACUUUGGGCUGACUGAUCAACCAUCCUGCCAAUCACAAGGUGAGUUUCAUGAGCCGAAACAACCCUUACAUAAUAGGCUGUCAGGAACACACAAACAUAGUUAUUUAAUGGCAUAUAGUUUUUGAUUGGCAGCAUUACAUGAAAUGCACUUCAGAGAAAAAACAACAAAGACAAUCCUUUUAAGCACAUAUUGUAAGUGAAGUUUAUUUCAGUUUUUUGUUCUUAUAAUGAAUAAAACCUCUAUCAAA